UAUCAUUUCUUCUUCUGAGAUCUCUCAGACUGUUGCACAGCCAAAGUGGAUCAUACGAAUGGAAAGCAUCAAUGUGGAAACGGACUGGGAUGCUUUAACCCUCUCCUCUCUGAUCCUGACGGGAAGGAACAACCACUCUUUGUUUGAGUUCAACACCCUCAAUGGCUCCCACAGCAGAGGAUCUUUCUUUGGGAUCUUUCCAGAGAAUGGCUCAAACACCACCCCUUACCCAUUUCCCCAGCCCAGGGUGAGGGACCAGGGCCUGGCCCGAGCAGAGAUCGCUGUGCUCGGGGUAAUACUGGCUCUUACCACCCUGGGAAACAGUUUUGUGCUUUGGGUGCUGCUCAGGAGGAGGAAGCACAAUGCGCCGAUGCACGUGUUCAUGGUCAACUUGUGCGUGGCUGACCUGGUGGUGGGCUUCUUUCAGGUUCUUCCCCAGUUCAUUUGGGACAUCACAGAUAAGUUCCAGGGACCUGAUUUCCUGUGCCGCUCCGUCAAGUACUUGCAGAUUGUGGGCAUGUUUGCUUCCUCCUACAUGAUAGUCGCCAUGACAGUAGACCGGCACCAUGCCAUCUGCUGCCCGUUGCAGGCUUACCGUAGCGGGGCAGUCUCCCGCUGGAACACCCCUGUCAUGGUGGCUUGGGGCUUGGCCCUUGUCCUCAGCCUACCACAGGUGUUCAUCUUCUCGCGCUCAGAAGUGAGUCCCGGGGAGUUUGAGUGCUGGGCUAACUUUGCUGCGGAGUGGGGACUCAAGGCGUACAUCACCUGGAUGACGGUGGCUGUCUUUCUACUGCCUGCCCUCAUCAUCACCAUCUGUCAGAUAAGAAUCUUCCGGGAGAUCCACAACAACAUCUACCUGAAGUCAGAGAGGAUGGUGAUGGCUGAGUUGAAGAGGAAUGAAAUCCUUUUCCGUUUCCACAGCUUUAAGAAGGAAGAGGAGCGGCCCAGGGAAAGGGGUCAGCGGGCGUCCGGAGGGGGAAGUUGGGCGGGGCUGCACUUUGAGCCAAUGACCAACAUACCUCCCAAAAACACUUACAAUAAAAGUCAAGUGGCAGAUGUGACAACAACAACCACACCACCUACAGAUCUGCAGCAAGUGAGCAGUACUGACUGUCAGGAGUCCUGCACAUCCUGCGAGAUGGCCUCAGGUUCAGCUUGGUGUAAAGUCGACUAUGCACCGCCUCACACACCAGCGGCACCACCACCAAGCAUCACCACAGCCAUGUCCAAAACAGUCCGAAUGACACUGGUCAUCGUGCUGGUCUACACCGUCUGCUGGUCCCCUUUCUUUAUUGUCCAGCUGUGGGCUGCCUGGGACCCCAAUCCUCCCAAUCAAGGAGUGGCCUUCACUAUCCUCAUGCUGCUGGCCAGUCUCAACUCGUGCACCAAUCCGUGGAUCUACACGGCCUUCUCUAGCAGCGUGUCCAGAGAGCUGCAGAACUUGCUGCAUUGUCGGUCGCGACCUGGACGACGGGGCUCGCUGCCUGAUGACUCAACUACCACGCACACCUCCACCACCAAGGACACCCAGUACUGACUGACUGAGACAAAUGUGGGAAAUUUGCAUGUGCCCUUGCCCUGUCCUCUGAAGAACACAGGUGGCCUGCUUCCGCCAGAUGUUCCCAACAACAAAUGACAGCUAGGCCAUCAACAGGAACUCCAUCUGCAUUGGGCCCCUCCAUACAAACAGAAAAGGAGCGUGUUAUUGGACGUGUCAGUGCAUGACAGAAUGCGCAGUGACAGUAAGUGCGAGGCAUGGUGGCCACACCUCAGCUUUUGAGUGACACGUUUCUUCCCACAUGAAGUUCUGUCAAAUAAAGAUGAGAGGGAAUGCAAGGUGUGAAUCGCAGCGGACGUAAUCGAGGACGAAGGGCUUGCCAACAUUCCAACAUCAAGCCAACAUUAAAGAUGGCGAGGUUGCUGCUGCGGGACUGACAACAGAUAGUGGAUGUGGUGAAUGUUCCAUGGGAAGGUUGUAGUGUAAAUCAAAUAAUGUGAACAAACUUUGUUAAAUCAGAACAAGUGAAUUAGCGAUGGAUGAAUUUAUAUUUGCUCAGGAGGAACCCAGUUUCUCAGAACAAUAGAGAACUGUAAGCGAGCUGGAGAGAGACUCAUUCAAGAGCACAGCGCUAAUUGAAACACACACUCACACAAACAAACAUGAGUCCAAACAGCAGGUUAGGCUCGCAAGAUGAACAAUCCAAAUUUCCGCAAACAACUGAGACACAAUGAUGUGAUUUUAUUACAUGUAUACACAGCAUGUAAAGUAUACAAAGUGACCUUCCUGACUGUGAAACACGAAGAAUUACGCUGAAGAAACAAAAGGAAACAUUUCAAAACCAUUCCAUGCAUGAGAACGAACCAUUUGAAACACAGUGUAUUUAUUUAAAAUGUAUCACGCACAUUAGACAUGAUUAUAUUUCUUGCAAUGUAAAUGUUGUCAGAUGUCACUCAUAAGGUCGUAAUGCUUCAUAACAUGGACGUUAGUAAGCCAAUCCAAGAUAAAAUCGUGGUCUUCUUCCCAAAAAACACAUUUCAAGGAUAUCAAAAGAAACAAAGAAAGUGCAUGCCAGUCAAGCAAUGAAAGUAGUCGUAGUCUAAAGCAAGUGUCUUUGAUGCCCAUGUACAUUUUUAGAGGGGUCCCCCUCUCUGGUUUAAUCACACGCUGAUGUCAGCCAUGUUAUUUUAGGAGGCGCUAUCAGCAGAGGUGGGCUCUUGUGUUCUAUUUCACCAGCACACUUUCAUUUUUCAAUUGUGUUUCUCAACAGUUUCUACCCUAUGUCCAACCUCACACUUUGAAAUCGGUAAUGCAUUCUGCCCCUCAACUGCGUGAACAGACAUCAAAGUACACGUAUUAUAAUUUUUUUUUUAAGUAUUGCUAUAUAGCAUCCUGAACAUGCAGUAGAUAUGAAUGUGUAUUAACUGAGAUCCCACCCAAAUGUACAUUCACGGACCACAGCAUUAGGUACACUUGCACAAACCAAUGAGAACUUAAAAGACUGUAAUGACACUGCAGGUUUCUGUGCCUGAUUCUUACAAUUUGCCCCCAAGUGGCACAAUAAAAAUCAUAUUUUUUAAAUUUCAUUUAAUUUAUUAUACUCACAAAUCCCUCAAGGGGAAAUCCAACUCAUCCAUGGCUGUAUACAGUACUGUGUUGAUCACACACAUGCAGACAUGCAAGCGGACGUGUCAGAGUGAUUAAUCGUACAUCUGGUGAUGUGAAUGCAAUGUAAACAAACAAAUCCGAUCUACUUCGUUCAUGUGAGCCUGACAUC
This is a messenger RNA of Phycodurus eques (leafy seadragon), 3275 nucleotides long. It is a transcript of the gene avpr2aa, whose product is annotated as arginine vasopressin receptor 2a, duplicate a. Gene Ontology annotation, cellular component: membrane. The record is from RefSeq and is a predicted model, not a curated record. Bases 59 to 1537 code for a protein of 492 amino acids. Gene Ontology annotation, molecular function: peptide binding; vasopressin receptor activity. Gene Ontology annotation, biological process: G protein-coupled receptor signaling pathway; positive regulation of vasoconstriction; regulation of systemic arterial blood pressure by vasopressin. NCBI's taxonomy places the organism in Eukaryota, Metazoa, Chordata, Actinopteri, Syngnathiformes, Syngnathidae. The transcript has 6 exons.